GGCAGGCACCGGGCCCAGUCAGCCGAUCGCGCGCCACCUCCGUGUACGUGCCGCACGUAAGCGUACACAGUACACAAUCCGUGUGAAUAUCACAUUAUAUUUUUAUGAUAGGUAACUGUACAAUCGCAUAUGAAAAACGUCAUAUCGUACUCGGAUAAGUUAGUUUAUUUAUAAAAAAAUAAGGUUAUAUUUUCCUCUCGCGACGUCGAAGAAUUCCAUUUCAAGUCCUAUAUUGAAUCUCAUACAUUAUUAAGAUGGGAGUACAAAUGAGAACGAAGACCGAAGAAACGGCUGAGCCUCUGAUCGAAAAUAACAACAAGGAUGACGUGCAAGAACCUCUGAAGCCACAACUUCCACAAAAACGUGAAAUACUGUGGGCCACAGCUAUAUAUUUAACCACUUGGCACGUGUUAGCUGUUAUCUGUACGAUACUUUACUGGAAGAAUGUCAAAGUGGCUACUAUCUUAUGGAGUCUCCUUGUUGGAUUCAUUGGUCAAUUUGGCGUAACUGCAGGUGUGCACAGAUGUUACUCUCACAGAGCGUACAAAGCCAAAUAUCCUUUGCAAAUCAUUCUUCUGGCUUGCUAUUCAGUUGCUGGACAGUACAGAGUAACAGAUUGGGUUCAUGACCAUAGAUUGCACCAUAAAUUUAGUGACACUGAUGGUGAUCCCCAUAAUGCUAAACGAGGAUUGUUCUUCUCUCAUAUUGGUUGGUUGAUGCAACGUGGACACCCAGAAGUAUUCCGUCGUAGCAAAACCAUUGAUAUGACUGAUAUAGAUAACAACCCCUUAGUUCAAUUUCACACAAAAUAUUAUUGGUUUUUCAAAAUUACUUUUUGUUUCGUAUUGCCUGUACUUGUACCUAUAUUCUGUUGGAAUGAAAGCUGGAUGGAAGCAAUCGGAAUUAGUGGAGUAUUGCGGUUCGUGAUUUUCACCAACAUGACAUUUUCAAUCAAUAGCUUGGCUCACUUCUGGGGAACAAAACCAUAUGACACGCGCAUAAGACCUGUCCAGAACAUGGCUUUGGCUAUAUUGACUACUGGUGAAGGCUGGCAUAACUAUCACCACGCAUUCCCAUGGGACUACCGGGCAGAAGAAUAUGGUGGAAACUUUACCAACCCAACUACCAUGGUUUUGGAUUUGUUUGCCAAAAUUGGAUGGGCAUACGACUGCAAGACACCAUCAGCAGAUCUCGUCAGACAAGUGGCUACCAAGCACGGAGAUGGAAGUUGGAGCGAAGUACCAGUUGAGGAAUGCAAAUAGAUUAUUAUCAACACUAAUGCAUUUUUCUAAAUAAUUAUAAGACUUCAUAAACUUUUAAAUGCCUUCAUAGAAUGUUAUUUAAUAUCUAAAAUUAUGAAGACUAGAAUACAUUUAUGUUGUACACCUAUGAAAUGAUAAUAACUGCAAUGGCAUUCAGUAUUUUGAUAGUUUUUGGUUUUACUUUAAAUUUUGGUGUAAUUUUAUAGAUUUUUUUUUUGUGAAUAUUAACAAUACGAUUGGGUAACAACAUAUUAGUAUAACUUUACACAUAUUUAUACACACACACACACACAUAUAUAUAUACACAGUAUAACACAUUACACAUACUAAUGUACAUAGUACAGUCAAUUUUGGCUACAUUUCUGUUGUGUCCUGCACAUAAAAAAAAAAUGGAUCUUAAGGAUCUAUAUUAUAACCACAUUUUAAAAUAUUUCAAUAAAUAUGUAUAUGGUGGUCAUUGAAACAAAAUAGCAUAUUGUGCUAAUAAUGCUCAAACAUUAGUACCCAAUCGUGUUACAUUGUCCAAAACUUAGAUAAGUAUUGAAUAAAAUUAUUUAUUAUAAACAUUUAGUAAAUCGGUUGCAGCUGUCCAAUGACGGAUCAAUAUUCCCAAUGAGCUUAUGAAUACGGCAUCAACUAAUAUUACAACGAAUGCAAGUGUGUGUAUAUGUAUGGGUAGAAGGUGUGGAUGUGAUAUUGAAAUGUCUAUAGAUAGAUGGAAAUUUGUGAGAUAUUUCACUUUCUUUAAAAUAUACAUGGAACCAUCAUAACACGAUGAUUCCUUAAUCUAGAUGUAUCAAUAUUGACUGGUUUCGAUCCAUUUGCAUAGGUUGAUAAAUGGGUAUACUAGCAAAAUAGACAAAGCUAGACGACUAUUAUAUUACAAAAUAAAUUUUACUAAUAUCUAUAAUGUGCUAUAUAUAGGCACCGAUUACCAGAAUAGCUAUCACAUGAACACAUACACAUACUUGUACACAUAAUGUUAGCCGUUAGUCCCUUUAUAAGAGUAGGUGUAGGAAAUUUUGUUUGUGAUUUUCUAUUGUUUUAUCAUUAAGGUAAUGAAUAUUAUUAAUGACAGUAGAAGUAAAACAAAGAACUGAAAUAAACAAAAUUUUACUUACAUUAAUAAUAAUAUUAAAAAAUUUAAAAUAAACGCGUUGUUUUAAAUAAAUAAUUAAAACAUUAUGAACAAGUGCUGAUGCAUAUGUAUUUUAAUAAUAGUUUCCAAUUGAUACUACUGGUCUAACGACUAUUUCAUAUAAUAUAAUUAUAUUACAAACAAGGGGCUGGUGGAUUCAAUUUAUCUUAAACCGGAUGGGAUAUAUUAUUAUGAUCUGAAAAUAUA
Messenger RNA from Metopolophium dirhodum (rose-grain aphid), 2607 nucleotides. Its product is annotated as acyl-CoA Delta(11) desaturase-like. NCBI's taxonomy places the organism in Eukaryota, Metazoa, Arthropoda, Insecta, Hemiptera, Aphididae. The coding region runs from base 255 to 1262 and encodes 335 amino acids. The transcript has 6 exons. Gene Ontology annotation, molecular function: stearoyl-CoA 9-desaturase activity; iron ion binding. The record is from RefSeq and is a predicted model, not a curated record. Gene Ontology annotation, cellular component: endoplasmic reticulum membrane. Gene Ontology annotation, biological process: unsaturated fatty acid biosynthetic process.